Messenger RNA from Syngnathus acus (greater pipefish), 1608 nucleotides. RefSeq names its product cytoglobin 2 (gene cygb2). Gene Ontology annotation, molecular function: oxygen binding; heme binding; iron ion binding. Gene Ontology annotation, biological process: oxygen transport. Lineage: Eukaryota; Metazoa; Chordata; Actinopteri; Syngnathiformes; Syngnathidae. The transcript has 3 exons. The record is from RefSeq and is a predicted model, not a curated record. The coding region runs from base 526 to 1113 and encodes 195 amino acids.
UCACUCGCUCACUUUCUCUUUUGCUGUGACCCUCUCUCUUUUAUUCUCCCCCACCCUUCACUCAUUCCAUCAGGUUCCCUCACACAUGCAGCCUGUGAGACAAUGAGACAGACAGAAGACAAGCAUGACAUGGAGCAGCAUCAGCACCACUGACAAGGAUCUCCCAUACUGAGAGAGGACAAAAAGUAUUAAGGAAGAGGAGGGGGAGUGAGAGAGAGAGAGCGACAGAGAGAGAGAGAGAGAGGAGAAAUAAGUUUCUUUGAAACGGAGGAAAGAAUAACAAAGGACAGCUGGGGGACUUUUUUUACACUUUCUUUUUUCUCUUUGGGCCAUUAUUACUGUCUUUCCUCCCUUUCCUACCCCAUCUCUCGGUGUCCCCCUUUCCCUUUCACUCCUCUUCUCAUCCUGGGUCUUCUGCCAGCUCCCGCCGUGGGGUCUCAGCUCUCCGUCACCUUCCCCCCUUCCCUUGCUCCCUACCUCCCACGGGCCUUGCUUGGAGCCUCCAGGCUCCUGCGCCGCAGGAGGAUGUCUCGCAGGGAGUCUCCCCCGCUGCCCUCGCCGGAGCAACUCCUUGGAGUGAGGAGGCGGGAGGUGGAUUGCGACGACCGUCCGGAGCGCACCGAGCCGCUGUCCGAUUCCGAGAGGGAGAUCAUCCAGGACACUUGGGGGCAUGUGUACCAGAACUGUGACGACGUGGGGGUGUCAGUGCUCAUAAGGUUCUUUGUCAACUUCCCAUCUGCCAAACAGUAUUUUAGCCAGUUCCAGGACAUGGAGGACCCUGAAGAGAUGGAGCGAAGUAGCCAGCUUCGACAACAUGCCCGCAGGGUGAUGAAUGCCAUCAAUACUGUGGUGGAGAACCUAAAUGACCCGGAGAAGGUGUCAUCAGUGUUGGCCCUGGUGGGGAAGGCUCAUGCUAUCAAACACAAGGUGGAACCAAUAUAUUUUAAGAUAUUGAGUGGGGUGAUGCUGGAGGUGCUGUCUGAAGACUUUCCGGAAUCCUUCACGGCAGAAGUGCAGUUGGUGUGGACCAAACUCUUCGGUGCCGUGUACUGGCAUGUGACUGGAGCCUACACAGAUGUGGGCUGGCUCCAGGUCUCCAGCUCGGCUGUGUGAAGGGUCAGUGGAGAGCUGUGCAGUCGACUCAAAAAAAUGAAAACAGAGAAUGACAUGUUGUUCCACAGUGUUUACUUUGCAAGUUUUGCAAGCAAGGUUUCGCAGAAGGUAGAUGAUGAUGAUAACGAUGAUGAUGAUGAGUAACAUGUCCAUUUGCUCAAUUGCUCUCUGUAUUUUUGCAACAUUUUGGAGUUGGGGCUUUAUUGCCGGGAUUUUGUUGACUACAUAUCCUGGAUAACCCCUAUUAAAGUAGGCUGGCCAACAUCUGCAAACACUAAUGACAAUUUAGCUCAAGUCAGUGAUGGUUGGAUCUGUGCUUUUAGACCCCCAUGGGUGAUAGUAAUUAUCAAGUCAACUGUCAAUUGUUGCCAACCCCACAAGAAAAGCAUAAGAAACUUUGCCUGUAUAAUUUCCUCUUUGCUCUCAGACACUUUUCUCCGAGACAAUAUGUUUCUGCAGACAGUUAAAAAAUGCAAUCUCGGGUCAUUCUCAUUA